AAUAUACAAAUUUUCAUUUCGUUUGCAAAUAACAAAAUAAAAUAAAAAGGAAAAAAGUAAUGCCGUCCAAAAUGUACGACUUCCCAAUCAGACAUUAACAUCAACAUCAAAGCAUACUUAAUCUAACCUCACACUGAAAUACAAUACGCAGAUCAAAUUAUCAAACGUAACAAGUUUUUUUUUUAUGUUUAGAUUCUUUUCCCAACCCUCUUCCUAUCAAUUUAUCGUCAUCAAAUAUAUUAUAAAGUUCAACUCUCGUAAUAUUAACAAAAUAAACUAUUUUUAUGGGACGUUUAUAAGAUCACUAAGGUGGAAGUCGGAAAGUAGAAGUGAUCGCGAAAUGGGUAGAGCGGGUGGCGGGUGCAUUGUUCCGGUGGAUGACGGUUCCGAUGACGGCGUUUCAUUGACGAAGAAGACGCCGGGGCCACGGAGCUGGUUACAGUUAGAUGCUUCCGGCCAAGAAAUGAAUAUGGAGACGGAUAAAUACGUGAUCAUGAACCGGGUUCAAAUCCACGCUCGCGAUUUCCGUAUCAUCGAUCCUUUUCUGUCUUACCCUUCCAAGAUUCUUUCUCGUGAAAGAGCCAUUGUUCUCAAUUUGGAGCACAUCAAGGCUAUAAUUACAGCUGAAGAGGUUUUAAUUCUAAAUCCACUGGAUGAGAACGUAAUCCCCGUUGUAGAACAACUUCGAAGACGAUUGCCUCCAGGGAAUGGCGAAGAAUCAUCACCAAACAACGCUGAAAGUGCAGACGAAGAUGAAAAUCCGUUCGAACUUAGGGCAUUGGAAGUGAUUUUAGAGGCGAUUUGUAGUCACCUUAAUGCCCGCAGUACAGAAUUGGAGACUGCUGUCUACACUGCUCUAGAUAUGCUUACAUUGAAGAUUACUCAUCGAAACUUAGACAAACUUCGAAAGCUGAAGAGUCAACUGACUAGGUUGACUUCUCGUGUACAAAAGGUGAAGGAUGAGCUUCAUGAUCUGCUGGAUGAUGAUCAUCUGAUGUGUACCCUUUACUUGUCGAGAAAGUUAGCCGGUAGAUCUGCGCGUUUCACUCAUUCCGGUGAUGCGAAUUUGUCCGUUCAUCCUCCGAAAUCAACCUCAAAAACGUUGAAAGCAAGCCGGGGAAACACUUUACCUGCAGAUAAACUUAGUGAAGAUUAUGAUAUCCAUGCACUAGAAAUGUUACUUGAGGCUUACUUCAGUCAAAUUGAUAACACAGUCAAUAAGUUAGCCGCUGUAGGUGACUAUAUUGAUAGCACAGAAGACUACUUAAACAUUCAGCUUGACAACCGGCGAAAUAAGCUCUACCAGCUGGAUCUGUUUUUCACGGCUGGAGUUAUAAGCUUGGCAAUAUAUGCGGUUCCAACUGCAUUCUUUGGAAUGAACUUUGAUUUUACCUGGAGCUUGGACGGUUAUGGAUACACCUUCAAAUGGAUUGUCGUAGUUUCGGGCAUUAUAGCAGCUGUGGUGUUUAUGUUCAUCGUGGGAUAUGCUCGUUACAAAGGACUAUUUGGAGCUUGGACUAAUUCAUGAUGAUGAAGAAUAUGUUUUGCAUAAUUUAAUGUAUACUACUAAUCAUGUUAUUGUGAUCUCUCUGUCUCUAAAAAAAAAAAAAUUACUCUGCAGUACAAAUAUCAAAAUCAUUAUGGAGUAUUUAUUUUUGUAUUUUUUAAAAUAUUAUUUUUUAUUAAGUUUAUUUUUCUAAUAAUUUUGGUCGCAAAUUUCUUUUAUAAUGUUCAUGAUCUAGCUCUU
Oldenlandia corymbosa var. corymbosa is the source of this 1747-nucleotide messenger RNA. NCBI's taxonomy places the organism in Eukaryota, Viridiplantae, Streptophyta, Magnoliopsida, Gentianales, Rubiaceae. The record is from the annotation of a GenBank genome assembly.